AUGUCGAUCAUAAUCCGACUUCAAAAUCUCCCUUGGGAAGCCAACUCGCAAGACAUACGUCGCUUUUUCCUCAACCUUUCGAUUCCCGAAGGAGGAGUCCACAUUGUUGGGGGGGAUAGGGGCGAUGCCUUCAUCGCAUUCUCUUCCGAUGAAGACGCUCGACAGGCCAUGGCGCGAGACAAUCAAGAAAUCAAAGGGAUAAAAGUCAGACUAUUCUUGAGUUCUCGGAGCGAAAUGGCCAAGACGGUUGAGCAAGCACGACAAGCCCAUCAAGCGCUGAUGGCGAAACCGGUCGCCGUCCCGGUGGUGGCGAAACCAGAGGAUCCCAAAGUUCCCUCUGCCAAAGUCGAAGAGAGGAAACGUUCUCGCAGCCGAUCUCGGGAAAGGAGACGAUCUCGAUCGAAGGAACGAAAAAGAGAUCGAUCUCGUGACCGGAAACGUUCUCGCUCCCGUUCGCGGUCCCGAACUCGGAACCGGCGCGGCCGGCGAUCCCGAUCCCGGUCCCGGUCGAAGGAUCGGCGUGACGGCAGGCCAGGACGCAAGCUGUCUACCAAAGAUACGGAGCUUAACAACAAUGGAAACAACAGCAAUAGCAUGAACGGUCCCUCGAAUGAUAGCGAGCCCCCUAUUUGGGAACCGGGAAUGCAGCCCGGUGCCCUGACGGCCCCCCCGGCCGCGAUCCCGUUCGUCGGCUACCCCAUAGGGGUUCCACCCGGUCUGACACAGAUUCUCCAGGGAAUCCAGACAGGCUUGCCGGUAAAUCCGCUAGCGAUUGCGGCCUUGGCGCAAACGACAGCGCUCCAGGACCCAGUUCCUGCCAUACCGAAACCACCGCCAGAAUUGCUGGCGCCUGUAACCGGGAUUCCCGCGCUCAAGUUACCUCCGAUGCCCAACAUUGCUGGCAUAAAAGCACCCCUUUUGCCAACUCCUGAGCCACCAGCCAGAAAAGCAACACCCCCUCCCUCCAGCAGUUUACCCGUGUUUCCAGUGUUCAAAAAUACGCUGACCAAUGGAAACGGAACGGAACCGAAGUUCGUGUUCAAAAUUUUGGGACUGAACGAGCUCCCAAAUUAUAAUGAUGUCCGGCAUUUCUUUUUCGGUGUCUGUUUGCCGCCAGGAGCGGUGAAGGUCCUCUGGGACGGACCUUAUCCGACGCUUUUUGUGAGCGUUAAAAAUUCGCAUGACGGAAACCUCGUGUCGAGUUUGAGCGGUGAAAUGCUGGGGAGGAGUAGGUUGAAGAUUGAAGCUUGUGACAAAAUCGAGUUCCAGAAAGGGGAAGACUUCUAUGUUGGCACUCCACUUCAAGCAGAAUCCGUGAGGUUCAACCGCAUCGGACGGGGGCUCAUCUUGGGCGGCAGAGCGAAACCGGUAGAUCAAGAUCUCGUCGUUGUCGUGACCGGAGCGCCGUCAGACGUGACCGAGGGCGACGUUCGGAUCUUUUUCGGUGGACUCCAUCUCAUCGAAGUAUUCAUCACAAACAGUCAAUCACAGCUGAGCGGCACUUCUAGUCCAUAUUGUUUCGCGGUGCUCGCUUCGCUCAACGAUCUCGAACUCGCCCUACGCUUCUGCGGUCAUCGAAUCAAGUCGAACGUCGUCGAGGUGCUCGUUGUGAACAAAAAGAUCUUCGACGAAAUCAAGACGCGAAAUUCCAGGAAGAAAUCCUCCGGCCGAGGGGAGAAGAGGGUCUCGAGAUUCUCAAGCGCCGACGAUCGCGUCGUCCCUGCGGUUUCCGCCGCAACGAAAGGCGAUCUCGACCCGAGUAAAACGGUGCUGCUGAUCGAAGGUCUCCCAUACGAUAUCGUCGAUCGACAAAUUGGUGAAAUGUGUCUGGGAUCCGGCGUGAACUGUCGAUCGAUACACAUUAGGCAUGGCAACAACCCAUCGCAAACGAGCUGUGCGUUUGUCGAGUGCAACACGGCUCAAGACGCUGCGACCGUCGCCUCGAUCAACGGAAGAGAUUUCUACGGCUACAAACUGAAAGUGCAGACGGUCACGCCGUUGUUCAUGCAUAAUAUGAUGCGAAUAAGCUCGGUAGCACCUCCACACGGUAUGCAAGCCAAUCGGCCCGCAUUCGACGGGGACGGGCCGAUGGGACCUGGAGCGCCGUUCAGGCCCCGCGGCCGUGGAAGCGGCCGUCCGGGAAUGCGGUACCCGAUGAUGCCGAAUGGCAUGUCCAACAGGUUUCCGGCGGGACGCAAUGGAGGGUCGAUGCCGAGCAUGAAGCCGGAUGUUCCAGAACCACCAAUUCUGUCCGCGGCAGAUCCGUUCGCGAAUUCUCGAUGCGUCGUGGCGAUUUGCAACCUCAAUUAUUCGGCCGGAGUCGAUGAUUUGAUAAACGUGUUCAAGGACUACAAUAUCAGGAAAGAUCUGAUCAUGAGACGGUACAACGAGCAGAACCAACCUACCGGCGAUGCCCGCGUGGCUUUCGCAAGCCCCCAAGAAGCUGCGGAAGCCGUGCAGCGAUUCAACGGAACACUAUUGCUCGGAAGAGCUCUUCGCCUUUCGCUCCUUGGUUGA
Molecule: messenger RNA, 2517 nt
Organism: Galendromus occidentalis (western predatory mite)
Lineage: Eukaryota; Metazoa; Arthropoda; Arachnida; Mesostigmata; Phytoseiidae
Product: RNA-binding protein 12
Exons: 2
Coding region: 1-2517 (838 amino acids)
Molecular function (GO): RNA binding
Source: RefSeq, a predicted model, not a curated record